AUGUUUUGUCGGAAGUCUCUCGAGUUGAAAGAAGUUUUGGAUAAAAAUGAGGGAUCAACAACAAAAAACAAAAUAAAAAAUCAAUCAUCUGGAUGUAGUAGUAAAUGCAGUAGUAGUAGUAGUAGUACGACGGAUAAAAAUCAAACAAACGGCGGUCAAAAAACUCCGACAAAAUCCGAACAAAAAGCAAUGUUAAAAUUAGAACAACAGCAAAUGAAAUCCGAACAAAAAAUACAACAAAAACUCGAUAAGGAACACAUGAAAGAACAAAUGAAAUUAGAAAAAGAACAAAAAUCACAAAUGAAAUCAAAUGCAAAACUUUUAGAAAAGAAUAAAAAUAAAGAACAACAACAGCAACAACAACAACACCAUCAGCAAUUUUCAACGUGUUUUAAAAAUAAUCCCCAAUUAAAAGCUCAAAAGAGUAUCGAUUUAUCAUGUUUAAAAUAUCAGAAAAGUGUUGAUACCCCCCCAAAACAACCGGCACGUAAAUCCGUCGAUAUGCAAUACAAACAAGAUUUACUUAAUACAACAACAAACGAUUUUGCCACGGCUUUUUCAUCCAUUCAAUUAAAAUCAAAAAAAUAA
Messenger RNA from Pediculus humanus corporis (human body louse), 588 nucleotides. RefSeq lists its product as uncharacterized. The transcript is spliced from 2 exons. The coding region runs from base 1 to 588 and encodes 195 amino acids. The record is from RefSeq and is a predicted model, not a curated record. Lineage: Eukaryota; Metazoa; Arthropoda; Insecta; Psocodea; Pediculidae.